AUGGGGGCAGCAAAGGCAACAUAUUAUAAAGCUUGGGAAAAGAAAAUGAGUGAAUUGAAGCAGCUGGACCAAAAAGCUUGGGAGUGGUUGAUGGGUGUGCCUACUAGAGGAUGGUGUAAGCAUGCAUUUAGCUUUUAUCCAAAAUGUGAUGUCUUGAUGAAUAAUAUAAGUGAGUCAUUUAAUAGCACAAUACUAGUUGCUAGGGAUAAGCCAAUUCUAACAAUGUGUGAGUGGAUUAGAAACUAUUUAAUGAACAGGAUGGCAAUUAGUGUCUCUAAGCUUGAUAAGUGGCAACACAAUGUGAUGCCUAUCCCUAGGAAGAGGCAUGUUGUGGCUGCAAUGAGUUACGAGAAAAAAUCACCAGAAUCUUAUGUAGAUAACUACUAUAAGAGGGAGGCUUAUAAGCUUUGUUAUAGCUUUAGUGUAAGCCCUAUAAAUGGUAUGGAUAUGUGGCCUAAUGUUGAGGCUGACGAAAUGCUACCACCAUCCUAUAAGAAAGGUCCCGGUAGGCCUAAGAAACUAAGAUUUAGAGAACAUGAUGAGGGUGGUGCAAGGAUGAGGAGGCCCGGUGUUGCUUAUAGGUGCACCAAUUGUGAUAAAUUUGGUCACAAUUCAAGAAAGUGUAAAAGUGCCAAAAAUAACCAAGAUGCUUUGAUACGAAAGAGAAAGCUAACAAAUAAACAACAAAAAUCUGACAUGGAAGGUGAAACUGUUGCUGAAACUGAACCUGUAGUUGCUCACGUUACUGCUGUAAUUGAAGAAGAAGUUGUUACUGAUAUUUAA
Molecule: messenger RNA, 783 nt
Organism: Vicia villosa (hairy vetch)
Lineage: Eukaryota; Viridiplantae; Streptophyta; Magnoliopsida; Fabales; Fabaceae
Exons: 3
Coding region: 1-783 (260 amino acids)
Molecular function (GO): nucleic acid binding; zinc ion binding
Source: RefSeq, a predicted model, not a curated record